AUAGAGGCAGCGAAAUUUUUGCGUGAUAGAUUACCAGGUACAAAGGAAAUGUGCUUGGAAAUCAUGCCGGCAAUCUUAAGUUAUAAAGACACUGAACUGCAUUGCGUGGUUGUUGAAAUCUGUCGUAAAUUAUUGGCUCGUGGUAGAAAUCCAGAAUUGAGAGAUUUACUGGAGAUAUUUCUGCAAGGCAAAAAAAAAGAUUCUUACAAGGAGCUGCGCAACAUAUUGCAUGGCAAAAAUGACUUGUCAGAAGCGGCGAAUGUUGAGAAGAAGCCGGAAACUGAUCUGGAGAAACAGGACGAUGAGAUUGGCAGGGAAUGA
Gongylonema pulchrum is the source of this 321-nucleotide messenger RNA. Lineage: Eukaryota; Metazoa; Nematoda; Chromadorea; Rhabditida; Gongylonematidae. The record is from the annotation of a GenBank genome assembly.